GAGAGAGAGAGAGAGAGAGCACUCCAGGUUGGCGCAGGCACCGGACCGGGAGAACGGAGCGUUGUUCACGGCGGCAGCAUGGCUUCGUCUCACGGGAGAAGCGACAUGCGCUUUGCAGACUGGAUGGCAAGUUUACCGCAGAGCAUGCACACUAUUCCGCUCACCAACCUGGCUAUUCCCGGUUCCCAUGAUUCCUUCAGUUUCUACAUUGAUGAGGCGUCCCCGGUGGGACCCGAGCAGCCAGAGACGGUGCAGAACUUUGUUUCUGUUUUUGGCACGGUGGCCAAGAAACUAAUGAGGAAGUGGUUAGCUACACAGACGAUGAACUUCACCAGCCAGCUGGAGGCUGGGAUCCGCUUCUUUGACCUGCGCAUCUCCACCAAACCCCGCGACCCCGACAACGAGCUGUUCUUCGCCCACGGGCUCUUCAGUGCCACGGUCAGAGAAGGUCUAGAGCAGAUCAGCAGUUUCCUGUCGUCUCAUGCCAGAGAGGUUGUGUUCCUGGACUUCAACCACUUCUACGGUGUGCAGAACCUGCACCAUGAAAAACUGGUGGCCAUGUUAAAAGAGGUGUUUGGGGACAAGCUCUGCCCAGUCGUCUUCGCUCAGGAGGUGUCUCUGCAGUAUCUGUGGGAGAAGGAGUACCAGGUGGUUGUCUUCUACCACCACCCCAAUGCCCUGGAAGUGCCCUUCCUGUGGCCAGGGCAGAUGAUGCCCACUCCCUGGGCCAACACUACCGACCCAGAGAAGCUUGUUCAGUUUCUCCAGGCGUCUGUCACUGACCGCAGGAGGAAGGGGACCUUCUUUGUCUCCCAGGUGGUUCUGACACCAAAGGCCAGCACAGUGAUGAAGGGCAUGAAUAGCGGACUGAGAGAGACAAUCACAGACAGGGCCUUACCGGGCAUGAUGCAGUGGAUCAGAUCUCAGAGACCCGGGGAGAGCGGCAUCAACAUUAUCACAGCUGACUUUGUGGAGCUCGGAGAGUUCAUCAGCGCCGUCAUCACCCUCAACUAUCACCUGGACGACGAGGAAGAUGAUGCCACCUGAGAGCCCACAGGGGGCGGCGGGGAGCACGGUCACCACCACUAGCACUAGGGGCUUUGGUCUGUGCUCUCACUCUUUUCUCUUUGGCAUUUAUUUCAGGAGGAGAGCUGCACUGCUCCUUUCACUUUAUUUAGGGCUAUAGUGAAUUGACAGCUCAAAUGGCAAAAGGGUGUUGAGGUAAGAGAAGUUGGGAUUGGGAGAAACGACACAGGUGUUUGAUUGGAGCACGAAGAGAGUGAGGUUACGAUUUGUCUUUCUUCUAUUUUGGGGAUCGACAUUUUGUUUCUCAAGGAUGGUGAUUUUCUUUACUUCCUGUGCUGUAAAAGUAACUGCAUUUUCCACUGAUCAAAUGCACUGUUUUCUGACUUACCACUUCACCUGGGGUAGAUUCCUCUCAGCAUAUCAACUUUCAACUAAGUGUAUUGGUACAUUCUUUUUUUGUAUUCUAGUGACAGUUUUUUUCAGAAGUUGUUGUAAAAUAAGCUUAUGUAACUUAAACCACUCUAAUUCUGGGCUGGUUUAAAUAGCUUGCCGUUCUUUGUCCAAACCCGUACAAAAGAUUUUUUUUAAAUAACUAUUAUAGUAUGCAUCCCUGAUCAGAUCACUGCAGGUGUCUCUGAAAAACAGCAGAAUGUGUUUAAAACGUGUUAUUACAAAAUAUUUGGUCAGUACAUAGACAAUAAAUUAACCAUCUUCCAUAUGUUUCCUCAGCAGUAGUCUCUGAAGGGGCUUUCUCCCAGUAAUAGUCUCCUCUGAAGUCAGCUUGCAGCCUAGGCAUUGAUCAGACACCUUUGUGCAUCGGUAAGUCAUUACCUCGCUCAUUCAAAACCACAGAGAUUUUGAGAGGGUGCAGCUCGGCUAGUGGAGAUCAAUGUACCAAUCACUCUAUGGUGCAUCUAAACGAAACAACAAUCUUAACAAUGUCAGCAUGUUUGAAAUUCCAAGACAAGCACCAGCUGUCGCUGCAAGGAACCUACAAAAAAUGAUUUCUUUAGGAAAUGCAAUCAAUGCUACUAGUCAUUUCUAAUGGUUAAGAAUCCAACGAGACAAAUGUAUUGGAUGUUUUGGGUGGGUGCUGAGUCGUGAUAGCCAAGUACAAAAAUACAGUACAUCUGGGUACGAGAGUGUAUCCACCGUCUGUGUGUGCGCCUAUCCUUACUUCUGUAGUGCAGUCUAUAUGAGUCAUCAUGAGAUGUAUCACGGUGUUGUGUCUUUCAUAAUAACAGGUGAUAAUGUUGCUUCACACUCACUCACAGACAUGUUUUAUCUAAAGUCAGAAGAGGCUAAACAUCAUAAAUAUGGAGUCAGUGGGUCUUGAUGUAACAGCCGUGUUUUGACACAUUGAAAAUAAUACAGUAAAUGUUUAGUUUAAUAUCUAGCUGUAACUCUUCGGUGUCUACCUUAUUAGGUGUUUCAUGUGUCUGAAUGUUACUGAAUCCCCGGAUUUCUGCUAUAUCCUUUAGUUCCAUUUCAUUUUCAUUCAUGUUUAAUGGGUGUCAUUCUAUAUACCCUGCAGUAUUUCAUUUAGGAUGGAAAAGUACUUUAAACAUGGCACCCAGAAAGAAAAUAGGAAUAUUUUUUAUUGCAAGGUUUCACAUCACAUACGAGUCAAACAUCCACACGUUAUGAUCGGUGUGGCAUUUUCUGCUGAGAAUGUAUUCUGUAAAGACAUUGUUGUCUAGUUUGGUAACAUACAACCAAAACAAGAAACUCAACUCUUUGGAUUUGUGAAUGUAUGUGUCUUGUAAGUAACUCUGGCAUUUCUAAAAAAAAAAAUAAAAAAAAAGGUCUCAUGAUGGAGUGACUGAGUAUCAGCUGGAAAGUCAUUUUUUUUGUAUUGUACGCUUCAAUAUGGAGCUCAAGUUGAAGUUUUACAGUUCGAACGGUUCUUCUUUCACUUCAGUGUGGUUUCAUGUUCAAAUGUUUUAUAUCGUGGAAAGUUUGUACAUACUGUAAUUGCAAAUAGUAUGCAGCCGAUGAAUUGUAAAUUAUUUAAACUUUUGCAAAGUCAUUGACGAUAAUUUCUUAACUUAUACCUUAACUGAGCUAUCAUAUUGCUUCUUCUAUUCAUAUUUUCAAGUGCAUGAACCCAACAGUACUUUUGUUGUUUAGCAACAGGGUCCAUUAGUGUUUGUGCAUCUGCUAAGUUACCUUCUGCAUAAUGCUCUCAGGAGCACGAGUGCAUCUCAGCUGGAAAUGUUUUUACCCUUUAAGACACAUCUCCAAAAUGGAUCUAUUUUUUAAACGUUGCAGUGCUACUACCCCAUACACAUAGGAAUGAAAACAAGCAGACUUUGAAGGUUUGUAAACUGUGUUGUAAGGACAUUUGUGUCUUCCUCUGGUCCAUACCGUUGUCAUUGCCUUUAUGUUCUGGUGUGAAAAGAGUCCUUUGCUGUUGUAAAAUUAAAAAAAAACUUUUGUUCAAAGGUGACUCUAUUGUAAGUGGAAACGGCAAAACAAAUAAAGCUUCUAUGCCUAAUGAGUGACUAUGUCAAGUA
Messenger RNA from Anarrhichthys ocellatus (wolf-eel), 3542 nucleotides. RefSeq names its product phosphatidylinositol-specific phospholipase C, X domain containing 3 (gene plcxd3). The coding region runs from base 79 to 1047 and encodes 322 amino acids. The transcript has 6 exons. The record is from RefSeq and is a predicted model, not a curated record. Lineage: Eukaryota; Metazoa; Chordata; Actinopteri; Perciformes; Anarhichadidae. Gene Ontology annotation, cellular component: synapse. Gene Ontology annotation, biological process: lipid metabolic process. Gene Ontology annotation, molecular function: phosphoric diester hydrolase activity.